Molecule: messenger RNA, 2201 nt
Organism: Octodon degus (degu)
Lineage: Eukaryota; Metazoa; Chordata; Mammalia; Rodentia; Octodontidae
Gene: Dclre1b
Product: DNA cross-link repair 1B
Exons: 4
Coding region: 228-1829 (533 amino acids)
Biological process (GO): double-strand break repair via nonhomologous end joining; protection from non-homologous end joining at telomere; interstrand cross-link repair
Molecular function (GO): 5'-3' DNA exonuclease activity; damaged DNA binding
Source: RefSeq, a predicted model, not a curated record
GUGGGCGCCUUCCGCGAGGCGCGGUUCAGCCGCCGCCGGCCGCCCGGGGCCGGCCGCUUCCUCCUCCCUGCCCACCUAGCGCUUUAGUCCGCUGCUGAGCUGGCUUUCCUUGGGAGCUCCCUAGUCUGGUUCUUGCCCCGGCAUGUUUCCUGGGGCGCCGUUGUGGAAUCUUCACGCGGAAGCCCCGGCCCCGCGGAGAUCCCACCGGUGACUCCAACGGCGCCACCAUGAACGGGGUCCUGAUCCCCCACACGCCCAUUGCUGUGGACUUCUGGAGCUUGCGCCGGGCUGGGGCCGCGCGGCUCUUCUUCCUGACGCACAUGCACUCGGACCACACGGUGGGCCUGUCCAGCACGUGGGCCCGACCCCUCUACUGCUCCCCAGUCUCGGCCCACCUCCUGCGUCGUCACUUGCAGGUCUCUAAACAGUGGAUCCGAGCCCUGGAAGUUGGCGAGAGCCAUGUGUUGCCUCUAGAUGAAGCUGGAAGAGAGACCAUGACUGUAACUCUCAUUGAUGCCAAUCACUGCCCUGGUUCUGUCAUGUUUCUCUUUGAAGGAUACUUUGGAACCAUCCUCUAUACAGGUGAUUUUCGAUAUACACCAUCUAUGCUAAAGGAGCCAGCCCUGGCAGUAGGGAAGCAGAUCCAUACUUUAUAUUUAGACAAUACCAAUUGCAACCCAGCCCUGGUUCUUCCUUCCCGACAAGAAGCUGCGCAACAAAUUAUCCAGCUCAUUCGAAGGCACCCACAACAUAACAUAAAGAUAGGGCUCUAUAGCUUGGGAAAGGAGGCACUGCUGGAGCAGCUGGCCCUGGAGUUCCAGACCUGGGUGGUAUUGAGUCCUCAGCGCCUGGAGUUGGUGCAGCUGCUGGGCCUGGCAGAUGUGUUCACGGUGGAAGAGAAGGCCGGCCGCAUCCACGCUGUGGAACACAUGGAGAUCUGCCGUUCCGCCAUGCUGCGUUGGAACCAGACCCAGCCUACCAUUGCCAUCCUUCCCACAAGCCGGAGCAUCCACAGGUCCCACCCUGGCAUCCACAUCGUCCCCUACUCUGACCAUUCCUCCUACUCUGAGCUCUGUGCCUUCGUGGCAGCGCUGAAGCCGUGCCGAGUGGUGCCCAUCGUCAGCCGACAGCCCUGUGGGAACUUUCAGGGUAGUCUGAGUCCCCUGCUCCCCACUCCCUUGAUCCCAGACUCUGUGCGACAGUACAUGAGCUCCUCCGCUGAGAAGCCAGCAUUUCUCUGGCUGUUAGAAAAGAGGUUAAAGAGGCCCAGAAUCCAAGGUGUUGUGUUUGAAUCUCCUCAGGAAGAUGAUGACAAAUCUCAAGCUGACAGAGACUCAAAGACCAAGAAGGAAAGCCUUUCUCCUUCGCCUAGAGACUGUCAAAAGCAGUCCUCCUUCCAUCCUUUGAGGGUCAGGAAGCAGUUGUUCUCAGAUCUCUGCGGCAGAAAAGGGGAUGAAGACAUCCCUUUCUGUGAGUCCCAGAAGACUGUGACUGUGUUGACUGCCCCACGGGGAUCUUCAGAUGAAGACUUUCUUUGUCCAGAAACUACAGAGGAACUAGGCCUAGGGUCCCCCUUGAUACCUAAGGGAGACAAUAAGGGCCCCACAGUCCCAGGAAACCAAAGUGCCUGGAUGGAUCAUGACUUUCCCCCAUUUCCCAGGGGCAGUGCUGCUGCUUUUCUCACUGCUGAAUCCAGAGACCUGGCACUAAAAUACCUUCUCACUCCAGUGAACUUUUUCCACUCAGGGUUCUCUUCCAGGAGGUUUGACCAGCAAGUGGAAAAAUACCAUAAACCCACACUGAAGUACAGGCAGGAGACUGCCGAAUGAUAACCUUGUUAUAGCACUGCAGUUUUUAAGAUAGUGUUGUAGGUAGUGCUGAGGACAGGCUGCUGACUAGUAGGAUCUUCUCUUUUUCUUUCGUCUGUUCCUUCAUUCUUUGUUAUGUUGGAAAUCAAACCAGGGGCAGUCUACCACUGAGUUACAUGUCCGGUCCUUUUGUUCUGAGACAGGGUCUCACAAAGUUGCCCAAGUAGGACUUGAACUUGUGCUCCUCCUGCCUCACCCACCCUGAGUGCUAGGAUUACAGGUGAGGAGCCCUGUGGUUGCCUUUACUUCCCUGGAUCAGGUCCAGUGGGCUCGUCCUGGAGCAAUGCUUCACAAAGCUUGUUCACUGAAGCCCUGUUACAGGUGACUUUUUUU